Molecule: messenger RNA, 1062 nt
Organism: Pseudovirgaria hyperparasitica
Lineage: Eukaryota; Fungi; Ascomycota; Dothideomycetes; Acrospermales; Acrospermaceae
Product: metal-dependent protein hydrolase
Exons: 2
Coding region: 1-1062 (353 amino acids)
Cellular component (GO): nucleus; cytoplasm
Source: RefSeq, a predicted model, not a curated record
AUGGCCACUGAUACUUCAGCAAAGAGAGUCAAGAUGGACGGUCCAUUGAUUGGUACCCACAACGGCCAUUUCCACGCCGACGAGGCCCUUGCAGUCUAUCUUCUUCGCCUUCUGCCAACCUAUGCCUCGUCUCCUCUCAUCCGCACUCGCGACCCUGCCCUUCUAGAAACUUGCCAUACUGUCCUCGACGUUGGAGGCGAGUAUAGCACCGAGAACAAUCGAUAUGACCACCACCAACGUGGCUUUGACGCAAUCUUUCCCGGGCACAGCACGAAGCUCUCCUCCGCCGGACUCGUAUAUCUUCACUACGGCAAGGACAUAAUCGCAACCUGUACCGGUCUCCCUAAAGACGGCGAGGAGGUCUCGAUUUUGUAUGAAAAAAUUUACACCGACUUCGUGGAAGCCUUUGACGCCAAUGACAACGGCAUAUCCGCUUAUGACCCGGCUGCCAUCAAGUCCGCAAACAUCACCAAGCGCUUCGAGGACAGGUCCUUUACCCUCGCGUCCGUCGUCAAUCGCUAUAAUUAUGCCACAAAGCUCCCAAAAGACCCAGCUCCCACUCAAGAAAUGAAACAAGCCGUCGAGGACACCAAUUUUGCCCGCGCCUCCUCCUUCGUGGGCGAGCAGUUCAUGUUGCUGCUUACAGGUGCUCACGAGGACUGGCUGCCUGCCCGCGCCGUCGUUAGCAAAGUCUACCACGAGCGCGGCUCCAUCCACCCUUCUAAGCAGAUCAUGGUUCUGCCCCAAUCCUCGACGCCUUGGUCCUCCCACCUCUACAACUUCGAAGCCGAAAAUCCAUCCGAGCCGAAGGUUUUGUACGUUCUCUUCCCCGAGAAUGACGAGCCCGAUAGCAAAUGGCGGAUUCGCUCCGUCUCCGUGGAGAACGGUGCCUUCGAGAACAGGAAAGACCUGCCCGAUGCAUGGAAGGGUGUCCGCGACGAUGAACUGAGCACCGCGUCUGGUAUUCCAGGCUGUGUGUUCGUACACGCAGCAGGUUUCAUCGGCGGCAACAAGACGAAGGAGGGUGCGUUGGCGAUGGCGGUCAAAGCCAUCGAAGCGUGA